This is a messenger RNA of Brassica oleracea var. oleracea, 895 nucleotides long. RefSeq lists its product as uncharacterized. Bases 253 to 795 code for a protein of 180 amino acids. NCBI's taxonomy places the organism in Eukaryota, Viridiplantae, Streptophyta, Magnoliopsida, Brassicales, Brassicaceae. The record is from RefSeq and is a predicted model, not a curated record. The transcript has 2 exons.
CUCUCAGUUUGUCUCUCUAUCAUUCAUUUAUAAUCUUCACUCCAGAAGCUUCUCUCUUUACCCAUCUAUCUGUCCACAUGAGUCUUGAGUUCUCUAUAUACAGAAGAAUACAGAAUUGAAGCUUUCAAUGGAGUUCCUGUCUUUUCUUGUCUGAUUUUUUUGUCUUUUACCUCUUAUCCAAUCUUUGUCUGUUUCUUCCAUCAACCACACAAACAAAAAGAACCUCAUCUGUAAACAAGUGUUUAUCUAAAGAUGAAAAAAAUGCUGAUGCUUGUGGACAUGGAAAAGAAACUGAUAAUGCUAAUGUUGCUUCUGCAACUUCUGUCCUUAAACUCUCUGUCACUGGGACAGUCCUCAUCCAAACCAACUGCAAAUAUCACUGUAAUGGGUCUUGUUUAUUGCGACGUCUGCUCCAACAACAGUUUCUCCAAACACAGCUACUUCAUGCCUGGUGUGGAAGUGAGAAUAAUCUGCAGAUUUAAGGCAGCUUCCUCGAAAACAAGGGAGAUGAUCACGUUCUCUGCAAAUCGAACCACGAACGAGCUUGGACUCUACAAGCUAGAUAUAACUUCUGUGGAAGGUGCUUCUUGCGCCACAGAAGCGAACAAAGAUUCUCUGGUGGCUUCUUGUCAGGCAAGCUUGAUCGGUAGCUCCUCGGAUUCCUGCAACGUUCCUGGCUACAAAACUACAACGGAUCAGGUUAAGUCCAAGAGGUCUAAUCUCUGUGUCUACCGAUUCACCGCCUUGAAUUUCAGACCGUUUAAGAAGAAUAUUGACUUGUGUGGCAAGCAAUAGAAAAAUAAACUGCAAAUUUCUAUCACUGUUUGCUUCUACAAGAUCUCUGUUGUCUUAUUGUCCUCUGUUCUUUAUAUUUGGACUUUGUUUAUACAACUUC